AUGGAGCGUUGCACCGGUGGAACGCUCUUUCACGCCCUCUGUCGGGGCACUGCACCGGGAAUCGACAUUUCGGCCGUGCGUGAGCUCACUUUUCAGAUUGUGUUCACGCUUGCCGUGCUUCUGCGCUUCCAUCCGAACUGGAAGCAUAACGACCUCUCGCUUGCCAACGUUAUGCUUCGACGGCGUGGUUCGCUCACGACUGCGUGCCUUGGCACGUGUCAGGUCUUGGUUGGUCUCGCUGGCGCUGGUGCACGGACACCAGCAUCGACGCUGCAGCUGGUGCGUCCAUCGAGCGCCCCAGAGGCUGGCCCUGUGCGUUACCGCCGAUACGCGUUUGAAGGUCACAUUUGGUAUCUUGGGUUGCGCCCCGAACAACCGUACGAGGCCGUGAUCGCCGAUUUUGAUUUUGCCUGCAUCGAGCCGCUCAUCAGCAACGCCACAGUAGACUUUUUCGAGCGUCAAUCCCGUUACCACUGUUAUCGGAUCAACAGUGAACGAGACUGGUAUGGCGACAUCCAAAUGCGGUUAAGCAAUCUCCGUGAGGUCGUCCAGCACUUGAUUCGGCGCCGCUGGGAGACGCAGCGGCCAUCAGGGACCUCGGCGCUGUCGACCUCGGUGGAGCGAGGCGCUCAGGACAUGCUCUUGCCCGAGGAGCGUGAUGCCAUGGAGUUUUUCGAGCGUUGCGUUCAUCCCAACUGCCGCGAUACAGCAGAUCGCUCACUCCGCGGUCGCCUACCGCCGAAUACUGUAGAUCUCGACGAGCGCUACAACCCGAUCCAUAUGCUGCUUUUCGAUCCGUAUUUUGAUCCAUUCUUACGAACGCCAGAAUGGGGUUCGGGAGCGAUGCUCGAAGCAUCUUACGCUUGGCCAAUCGAGUGUGCAGCGAGUAUCGAUGCCAACGGGGCAAGCCGCGUCGAGGGUGCCGGUCUGAGGACUCAUGCCUCACUUUGGAGCGCAUCCUCACCGAUUCGUUGUGACUGGGAACACAUCCGUGGCUCCUGGGCAGCCGACGGUGCCUAG
Messenger RNA from Cyanidioschyzon merolae strain 10D, 1020 nucleotides. RefSeq lists its product as hypothetical. NCBI's taxonomy places the organism in Eukaryota, Rhodophyta, Bangiophyceae, Cyanidiales, Cyanidiaceae. The transcript has a single exon. Gene Ontology annotation, molecular function: ATP binding; protein kinase activity. The record is from RefSeq and is a predicted model, not a curated record. Bases 1 to 1020 code for a protein of 339 amino acids. Gene Ontology annotation, biological process: protein phosphorylation.